AUGGAACCACAACAACAACAAGCACAAUCACAACUGCAGCAGCAGAAUCUAUCAGUGCAGCAGCAAACAGCUCCGCCGCCUUUUUCCAGCCGCCUGGAUGCGCUCCCUUCCACCCGUGGUCGGCGUGCAGGGCCGCCAGACCCCGUCCAGCAGCAACAGCCGUCGUCUCCACAGCGGCUGCUGGCUCCACCGGCUCCUCCACCGGCCCGACCGGCUGCGCCAUCCACCAUCGUUGACGAUGCCCCCGUGCCCUUGGCACCGCCGCCGCCGGUGUCGCAGCCUAGCCAGCGACGCCCGCGCAGUCCAUUUUCCGGGAAGCAUCCCGCGGACGUCGACGAACCUAUGCCCGUGGCACCGUCGCGGCCGGCAUCCCCGUAUCUUCCGCAACGCAGCUCCGCCCGUCUGGCCCACCGCGCCGCGCCCUACUCUGCUGGGCUGCAGCCAGACAAGAAGAUGCAGAAGCUUUGCCCAGUACAAAUAUACAGUCUCCAACAACAACAACAACAACAACAACAACAACAACAACAACAGCAGCAGCAGCAGCCAAUCCGGCAGAGCUCCUCCGUGGGCGACAGCCGCGGCCCCUGCUCCAUUUGCUGCUGCCGCCCUCCUCCCGCCCCCACUGCCGGCCCUCGCAGCGGUAUACCCCUGGCACGGCCGUGUGGCCCCGCGAGUACGGGCGCAAGGUGGAUUGGACACCCGCCACGGUCGUCGCGGCCCGUGGGCGGCGUGUUAAGUCAGUGCAGACGUCGAAAUGGUUGGAGCGCCGCCAUCAUAAUCAGCUCCGCCCUCGUGCUGCCACGGACUCGGGCCGCCGCCUCCUUCCCUACCUCCUUUGGGUACGGACAGAGACCUCGGGUCACCGUCCCAGCCCCCGGUUGCCGUCUCUCCGCGGACCUGCCGCCGGCCCUCUCAGCCUCCGGGUGGAUCGGCGGCUCCAUCCCCCGCCCUGGACUCGGGAUCGGCUGUCACGGAUACCUCGGGGGUCCCUUCCUCCACGCCAGUUGCGGUUGA
Schistocerca americana (American grasshopper) is the source of this 1014-nucleotide messenger RNA. Its product is annotated as translation initiation factor IF-2-like. The transcript is spliced from 4 exons. The record is from RefSeq and is a predicted model, not a curated record. Bases 1 to 1014 code for a protein of 337 amino acids. NCBI's taxonomy places the organism in Eukaryota, Metazoa, Arthropoda, Insecta, Orthoptera, Acrididae.